AUGCAUGAUAAUCAAGAGGACGAGGCCGAGUCCAAAACAAUCCAGAUUGCUGUUCUCGGCGAACCUAAAACUGGAAAAAGUUGCCUAUGCCAUCGGUACCUGGGCGGCAAUAGCAUCGCACCGGUGGGAGGCACGCAGGGUGCUGAGGUGAUGGCAGGCCAGUGCAUAGGACUGCGUCCGCCGGUGCCCCUACAACUGUGUGAUGUAGCGGGCAACGCACUCCAGACAAAAAUGUUGGCUAACUAUCUGUACGAUUCUAAUAUUAUUUUAUUUGUUUACGACCUUACAAAUUUAGAGAGUUUUGACAAGUUAGCCAUAUGGAUACAGAGAGUGAAGGAGAUAUUUGAAAUAGAAACGACAAAGCCAUUGAUGGCUCUGUUUGGCAAUAAGUCUGAUUUAGAGCACCAGAGGGCUGUGAGAUUAUCUUGUGUACAAAAAUUUGCAUCCGAACAUUUAUUGGAAACAUUUAAAGGAUCCGCAAGAACUGGAGAGAUGGUGAGCAACGCGUUCACGACGCUCGUUGCUAGAGUCAUGGGUGUAAAGGUGCAUCGUUUACCGCCAGCCCUUGUAGAGAGCAGGUCUGCGGUUCCCAAAGAACCUAUUCCGCAUGGACCUGCGUCUGUGAAAUUAUCGGAAGACGGUGUAAAAGCGUUGCUGGCUCUCUCCGGUGGGGAUAUGAGGAAAGUGCUAAACACUUUGCAAAGUACUUGGCUUGCGUACCGUGACGUCACAGAAGAUAACGUCUACACCUGCGUGGGACAUCCACUACGCUCUGACAUUACGAAAAUAUUCAACUGGCUGCUCACUGAAAAUGAUUUCGCUGUUUGCUUCCAAAAUAUUCAAGAUCUUAAACUAGCUAAAGGUUUGGCGCUUGGCGACAUUUUAACCGAAGUGCACACGAUAAUCCAAAGAGUAAAAUUACCAGUUGAUGUUCUGGUGUCUCUGCUUAUAAAGAUGUCAGAUGCUGAGGCGCGUCUAGCAUCAGGUUGCAGCGAACGAAUCGAACUGGCAGCGCUCAUUGCCGCUUUCCAAAUCGCUAGAGAUCAAGUACAAAUUGGCACAACCGACACAUCAUGAUAAAAUUGUCAUUAUUGUA
Spodoptera exigua (beet armyworm) is the source of this 1096-nucleotide messenger RNA. The record is from the annotation of a GenBank genome assembly. NCBI's taxonomy places the organism in Eukaryota, Metazoa, Arthropoda, Insecta, Lepidoptera, Noctuidae.